Messenger RNA from Sorex araneus (European shrew), 1689 nucleotides. It is a transcript of the gene TMEM53, whose product is annotated as transmembrane protein 53. Bases 151 to 1026 code for a protein of 291 amino acids. NCBI's taxonomy places the organism in Eukaryota, Metazoa, Chordata, Mammalia, Eulipotyphla, Soricidae. The transcript is spliced from 3 exons. The record is from RefSeq and is a predicted model, not a curated record.
GCGGGAAGUCGGAGAGCGCGACUCGGGGAUUGGGUAGCUUCGAGGGAGGUGGGCGGUGAUUGGGCGGUGCCGGGAGGCCCCCGGUCUGCGGCGAGGGCGCGCGAGCUCGAGUUCCGGUGCGAGGCCUGCGCUGAGGGCCUGCGCUUCAUCAUGGCCUCGGCUGAGCUGGACUACACCAUCGAGAUCCCGGAUCAGCCCUGCGGGAGUCAGGAGAAUGGGCCUAACCAAGGCGGGAAGGAAGCCGGGACCCGGCAGCCUUUGGUGAUUCUCUUGGGCUGGGGAGGCUGCACGGACAAGAACCUUGCCAAGUACAGCACCAUCUACCACAAAAGGGGCUGCAUCGUGAUCCGCUACACUGCCCCCUGGCACAUGGUCUUCUUCUCCGAGCCCCUGGGCAUCCCUUCGCUGCGUGUCUUGGCCCAGAAGCUCCUGGAGCUGCUCUUCGACCACGAGGUGGACCAGGAGCCGCUGCUCUUCCACGUCUUCAGCAACGCCGGCGUCAUGCUGUACCGCCAUGUGCUGGAGCUGCUGCACACCCGCCAGCGCUUCUGCCACUUGCGUGUGGUGGGCACCAUUUUUGACAGCGGGCCCGGGGACAGCAACCUGGUGGGGGCGCUGCGGGCCCUGGCAGCCGUCCUGCAGCGCCGGCCGGCCGCGCUGCGCCUGCUGCUGCUGGGGGCCUUUGCCCUGGUGGCCGUCCUGUUCCACGUCCUGCUGGCUCCGCUCACCGCCCUCUUCUACACCCACUUCUACGACAGGCUCCUCAACGCCGCCUCCCGCUGGCCCGAGCUCUACCUCUACUCGCGGGCUGACCGGGUGGUCCUGGCCAAGGACGUGGAGCGCAUGGUGGAGGCACGCCUGGCACACCGGGUCUGCGUGCGUUCCGUGGACUUCAAGUCGUCGGCCCACGUCAGCCACCUCCGAGACUUCCCCGCGCACUACACUAGCCUCUGCAUCAACUUCAUGCGCAGCUGCAUCCACGGCGGGGGGCCUAGUCCGCCCCCCUCUCCUCAGCCCCAGGACUAAGUGCCCAGCCCCUCCCCAUGACCAGCAGCCAGGCGGGGUCCCGUUCUGGUUCCCUCCAGCCCUUUAGAGCCUCGCGGUCCCUCUGUUCUGGGUGACUGUGGGGGUCAGAGGACCCCUGGCCCCUAGAGGGCAGCAGUGCCCGAGUAUCUGUGGGGCUCUGCCCACCAACCAGGCUGUUGAUUCCUGGGUAUGUAAGGGGUUAAUAGGUGGGGUGUUGGGGAUGUGCCCAGGUGGGUCACUGGCUUGGGAACAAAGAGUGAGCUUCUUGGGCAGGUGCCCAAAGGUAGGGGUGAUCCGCAGGAAAGCCCCCCAACAGGAAGUCCUUCCCCAUGGACCCUCAGUGGGGAUCCCUGAAGCUCUGCCCACCUGCCCACCAGUGCAGAGUCUGAGAAGCUAAAAGGGGAGCUGAGGAGGCAGAGCUGGGGCCAGCCCGGUGUCUUGCUGGAAACCAACCAAUGGAUGCAGGAGAAUUGCCAGAUGGGAGGAACGGUGGGGAGCAGAGAGCAGGAAGGUGGCAGUGUGCCCAGUAGGCAUCCUGGGCACAGCAUCAGGAGUCACGACUCCUGGUCUUCCUCAGGGAGGCUGCACGCACUUGGAGGCAGGAGAGGCGGCUUUGGUCACUUGCUGUCACACUUGGUAUUCAAUAAAAUCAGAUAGAGGCGC